Diachasmimorpha longicaudata is the source of this 3336-nucleotide messenger RNA. RefSeq names its product odorant receptor 63a-like. Bases 802 to 1974 code for a protein of 390 amino acids. Gene Ontology annotation, biological process: detection of chemical stimulus involved in sensory perception of smell; sensory perception of smell. Gene Ontology annotation, cellular component: plasma membrane. The transcript is spliced from 10 exons. Lineage: Eukaryota; Metazoa; Arthropoda; Insecta; Hymenoptera; Braconidae. Gene Ontology annotation, molecular function: olfactory receptor activity; odorant binding. The record is from RefSeq and is a predicted model, not a curated record.
CAUGAACUCGAAGAAUGAGGAUGGGGGCUAUGAGAGGUGCUCAUGAGCUUACGAGUAUUGCAGUCUAACAGCUGCACCGCAUCUCUUCUCAAUUUUAGAACUGAAACAAUACAUUUUUUCGUCAAUUUGCUCUAGGACUUGGAAUCGAUGACUGAAGGUCAAUCGUUUGGGUAAUAAUAAUACGUCUAGAAUUAAUAAAUUUCAAUAUAUAUGCGAGAUAUCAUGGUAACUGAACAUAAACGGAGAUAAAAAAUUAUGUGUGCCACAUAUUCAUCUCCUUCAGAAAAUAUUUAUUUUUGGAAAAUUGUAUUGCUCCGAUGUAAUCAGUUAGGUUUAAAAGACGAUGAUCAUAUUACGCUAGAAGAUGAGUAUUUUGUACGUAACCCUGAAUGAACUCUAUUAAUAAUUAUUAUGUUUUUCUGAGGUUCCGAUUGUCUUGAGGGAUUUAAUGCUCAUAAUUAUUGCCGGAGUUCACUCGAUGUUAUGAAUAACAUGAUGAUGGCCUAGAGCCAUAGAAUUCACUUAAUUCAACCGUAACCAGAAUUGUCAGGGAGUUGCUCCAUUUCAGAAAUAAAGGAUUGAAAAAAUAAAUAUUUCCCUGAAACGGGCCUAAACCUCAACGCAGCCGCUAGUACGUGAUAUGUUUAGCGGAGGAAGAGAUUUAAACAUGAACUCUUAACUGCUGGUCCUAUCAAUAAUUCUUGGUGAAAGUCAUUUUUCCAUCAGUAUUUUUAAAUUAAUUUCGAUCAAGCUGAUGUUCAUUUUGCUGUGGAUCAGUUGAAUUGAUACGAGUUUCCAGAAAUGGCUGACGGUGGCAAAUUUUGGAACCACCCCUAUUACAAAAUGAUGAAAGACGUGACGACUUUUAUGGGUCAAUGGCCUUAUCAAUCCAUGAGAAGACACAUUACAAUGGCUAUUAUUACAUUUUCUAUUCUCAGCAUGAUGCUGACAGUACAGAUAUCAGCGUUUUGGGUAAAUCGGCACAAUAUGGAGGUGGUUUUGGAUUGCAGCGUUCCUUUCGUCACAGAUUUAGUAUUGGUGACCAAAUACGCGAAUAAUUGUUAUCAUUAUAAUGUGAUGAUUGAGCUUUUUGAAAAAAUAAAAUGUAACUGGACUGUUCUCCCGAAAAAUAAUGGACUCCAUAUUCUCCAUGAUUACAGCGCUUUUGGACGGAAAUUUGUGAAGAUAUAUAUGAUGGCCAUGUGGUUUAGUUGUGUGAGUUACAUAACUGAACCAUUACAGGAGAGAUUGACGGUUCAUCUUCUGUAUCCUAACGUCACAUUACCAAAGCGAUUUUCUAUGCCUUUUGAAUUCGGCCCCAUCAAUGUGGACACAUGGUAUUAUCAGCUCUGGUGUGCAACAUCAUUUGGUAUUUUGACACGUUUGACAGUCAUUGGUUCGACUGACCUAAUAAUGUUCACAUUUUCUGAGCAUGCAAAUGGGUUACUCAAGGGAUUGGGAUAUGCAAUUGACCAUCUCCCACCACGUGAUGAUUCUACAAACGAUGACGAAUGUUAUGAGUACAUGAAACGUUGUGCAAUGAUUCACGGUCGGGCAAUAGAGUUUGCAGAAAAUGUCAGAGAUAUUUACCUCUGGUCUUUCCUCGGCAUCGUUGGCCUUAACAUGAUCUUAAUCAGUAUAACUGGUGUACAGAUAGUGAACAGUAUGGAUAAUUGGAAAAAAAUGGCGAAAUUCGUUGUUAAUCUCAUAACUCAGAUUAUACAUCUAUUUGCCGAUUGCUUCGUAGGUCAACGAGUGAUGGACGCCAGCUCGGAUUUGAAGGAAACUAUAACAAACGCAAAGUGGUACAACGCGUCGUUAAGGACCCAGAAAUUGAUACCGCUGAUGCUCCUUAGAGCCCAACAUCCGGUUGUGUUGACUGCUGGCAAAGUGGUUGUUAUGGGCAUGAAUACUUUUGCGACGGUGCUGAAAACAGCGGCAUCUUAUGUCACGGUUUUCUUAGCAAUGCAAUAGGACUCCCCUGUUAUUGUUAUUCUUUUUCUGCAACACUAUUGUGUUGGAUAAAAUGGUAAAUAUUCAAGUCAUAGAAUAACUAUGGAAUUGAUUAGAUGCCUAUUACAUUAAAAAAUUCAAGACUUGAUUAAGGGGUUAUUCUCAUGUGAACGCCUAUAUUUGACCACUUUUUCGGAAUUUUUUUUUUAUGCGACAACAAACUUCAAUCAUGUUGAUUUUUUAAUAUAUUUUUAUUUGCAUUUUGAAAUAUACGAAAAAAUUAUUUUUUUUCGUUUUUUACAUUUUUAACAUAUAUUUUUUUUAAGUCAAAGUAGUCCCCAAUAAAAAAAGGUAGUUCACUGGUCAAGGUGAUAACGGCUGUUCAUGUUGUCUGACAUAAAAAAAUCGAAUAGAUUAUUAUUCAGUAGAUCUGUGGCUAUCGUCCCUACCAAAUAUAAUCAAUUUCAUUAAAAACAAAAAAAAAUAUCGAACUUCAAAAAAAAAAUCACGAAAAUCUCCUUCUUUUUCGUUACAAAUCGUUUAAAAAAAAUAUGAAGAUAUUGUCGAAAAUAAACAAUUGUGGUAGGGACGAUAACUAUAAAUGAGUAGAAGAACAUAUGUAAAUUUUAAAGCAAUCGGUUGAAUAUUUUUUCUUGUAGGACCUUGACCGUUUCAGAAAAUGAUGAUUCGAGAAAAAAGCGUUUAAAGUUGAAAGCCUGGUAGACAAUCGCUUACGAUACGUCGGCGACUAUGAGCUGUAACUUAUCAAAUACUAUGAAUUUCGGUCUGAAUUUUUCACAGCAUGUUUUCAAUAGGUUUUACUGUCAAAAUAUAAAAAAAAAAAUCGAUUUUUUGAUGUGCUCACAUGAGAAUAACCCCUUAAGAUGUUGCAAUGUCCUGAACUUUCCAUCUACCUUUAGUCACUUGAUUACCGUGCAAUUAUCGGCCAUUAUUUUACUUGAAAUGUCAAAGGUCUUGUUUCAGUAAUUCAAUAGAAUACUGAGGUAUUAACAAAAUUUCAAUCCGUAAUAUUUAAAUCAUUUAUUUAUACAAUUAUCGAAUAUGUAAAAAGUAAUAGCAUGCCUUUAUUUUGGACGAAGUCAGCAAUGUUUCGGGACCUUAAUUGUUCAAAGCCAAUGGAAUUUAUUAUACGUCUUCUACACGGAGAGAAAUAUCCUGUCAAAAUUACGUAGAAGGUACACCAUUCGCAAGCGAGAAUACAGAACAGAUCGAAGUUAUAGAGGGUGCAGUGCAAAAAGCAAAACUUUUACGAAUCAUUCCGUACUUUUUUUAAGUGAAACUUCUUUGCGCUCGUUGGGCUGUAAUUCCAAUGUCGUAUGUAACAAAAAAGCGACAGGAAAAGGCAGGGGAUAGCGCGCGUGG